This is a messenger RNA of Cutaneotrichosporon cavernicola, 675 nucleotides long. RefSeq lists its product as uncharacterized. The record is from RefSeq and is a predicted model, not a curated record. NCBI's taxonomy places the organism in Eukaryota, Fungi, Basidiomycota, Tremellomycetes, Trichosporonales, Trichosporonaceae. Bases 1 to 675 code for a protein of 224 amino acids. Gene Ontology annotation, molecular function: N-acetyltransferase activity. The transcript is spliced from 7 exons.
AUGCGCCUCAACAAACACACUUACAUCUGCGGCGACACCUGCGUCCUCGUACCUUACAGGAAGGAGCAUGUACCAACAUAUCACGAGUGGAUGAAAUCCCCAGAGCUCCUCGAGCUCACGGCCAGCGAGCCUCUCUCCCUCGAAGAAGAGUAUGAGAUGCAGCAAAAAUGGCAGACGGACGAGGAUAAACUCACAUUCAUCAUCCUCGCGAGACCCGACGACUUGCCUGCCGAUUCCAAUCUCCUCCUGACGUGGAAGGAGGUGCAGCGCUGCAAAAUGGUCGGCGACGUCAACCUCUUCAAGCCGGAGGGGGGCGACGACGCCGAGUGCGAGAUCAUGAUCGCUGAGCCCGGAUUUAGACGUAAAGGAAUCGCGAUGGAGGCAUUGGGUCUAUUCAUAACCUACGCCGUACAUCACCUCCCCCUCUCUCCACGCCACUUUAUCGCGCGCAUCGGUACUGCCAACCAAGCCAGCAUAUCCCUCUUCGAGCGCCUGGGCUUUGGCAAAGUCAAGGUCGUCGAGGUAUGGUCCGAGGCCGAGAUGCGGUGGGGCUGGACUGGAGGAGAGUACGAUGACGCGUGGGCUGACAUUCAUCACCCCGAUGAGGCUGAUGCAUGGCCAAAGUCAAGACUCGAGGGGCGGCUGGGGCACGCGGACGGGGACGCGGACGGGUAA